Nothobranchius furzeri (turquoise killifish) is the source of this 4567-nucleotide messenger RNA. Lineage: Eukaryota; Metazoa; Chordata; Actinopteri; Cyprinodontiformes; Nothobranchiidae. The record is from RefSeq and is a predicted model, not a curated record.
AAGCUUUUUCCAUAUUAUUCCAAAUAUAAACCACCCGUCUCUUUUACCACGAAGAAGUCCUGGCAUCGAUCACAAUCACUACUAUAAGGUGCAAUUGUCCAUUAAUCCAAGUGGAAAAAUGUGAAGCACCUGUGGGAGGAUUGAGCUGACAUCUGAUUAAAUGAAUGAAGACUCUAUGACUCAGUUGUGAGAUAAAAACUUGCACCUGUACAGGAAUGUUGCAGCUCUUUUGCAGUUUCAACCAAAAGUCUAAAUUCAGUCUGAUUCCAUCUGAACCUUUUCUAGUUUUUUCAUAAUUUCGUCUCCACCUACUCACCAAAAACUGGUGCAUGCUGAGCUGAAGUCUUUGUGAAACUAGGCUGUACUCCGUUUGUUCCGGCUGGUUUUUGAUGUACUUCCACUAAAAAGCAUUGAUCAAAGUGAUGAGGCUCCUCAACAACAUCUGAAGAACUUUUCCUGAAACCUGUUCACUGUGCUGGUGCCAACACCGAGGACGAAGGUGGUGGUGAGUUCGAUCAGAUGGCAGGGGAAGAUGCCGCGUAGACCUGACAGACCCAAACGCAUAGUGAGGGCCUGCUGGGAACGCCUGGUAGAAGAACCUGUUAAGACGGUCUUCAACUCCCACCUCUGGCAGAGCUUUGACCGCAUCCCGAGAGCAGUGAGGGACAUAGACUCCGAGUUGGCCUUGUUCCACUCUGCGAUUGUUGAGGCGGCUGUUGCUAGCUGUGGUCGUAAGGUGGCUGGUGCCAGUCGUGGUGGCAACCCCCGUACCCGCUGGUGGACACCAGAGGUUCGGGGAGCCGUCAGGCUGAAGAAGGAGGCCUACAGGGCGUGGCUAGUCUGUGGGUCUCCGGAGGCAGCAGACAGGUACCGGAUAGCCAAGCGGGGUGCAGCAGUGGCAGUUGCCGAGGCAAAAUCUCGGGCAUGGGAGGAGUUUGGUGAAGCCAUGGAGAAAGACUAUCGAUCGGCUCCAAAGAAGUUCUGGCAAACUGUCCGGCGCCUCAGGAGAGGAAGGCAGCAACUCGCUCACACUGUUUACAGUGGGGACGGGGAGCUGCUGACGUCAACUGAGGCUAUAGUCGGACGGUGGAAGGAAUACUUUGAGGAGCUCCUCAAUCCAACCUACGCGCAUUCCGAGGAGGAACCAGAGCCGGGAGACCUGGGUAUGGACUGUCCAAUCUUGGGGGCAGAAGUUGCUGAGGUAGUCAAACAACUACUCAGCGGCGGAGCCCCGGGGGUGGAUGAGAUUCGUCCUGGGUAUCUCAAGGCUAUGGAUGUUGUGGGGCUGUCAUGGUUGACACGUCUCUCCAACAUUGCGUGGUCAUCGGUGGCAGUUCCUGUGGCGUGGCAGACCGGGGUGGUGGUCUCCAUCUUUAAGAAGGGUGACCUGAGGGAGAGUUCCAACUAUAGGGGGAUCACACUCCUCAGCCUCCCUGGAAAGGUCUACUCCAAGGUACUGGAGGGUCUGAUCGAUAGUUGAAUCUCAGAUUGAGGAGGAGCAAUGUGGUUUUUGUCCUGGCCGUGGAACUAUGGACCAUCUCUAUACCCUUGCAAGGGUGAUGGAGGGGGCAUGGGAGUUUGCCCAACCAAUCCACAUGUGUUUUGUGGAUUUGGAGAAGACUUAUUACCGUGUCCCCAGGGGCACCCUGUGGGGGACGCUCCAGGAGUAUGGGGUGGGUGGCUUUCUGUUAAGGGCCAUUCAGUCCCUUUACCAGAGGAGCGUGAGUUUGGUCCGCAUAGCCGGUAGUAAGUUGGACCUGUUCCCGGUGAGGGUUGGACUCCACCAGGGCUGCCCUUUGUCACCGGUUCUGUUCAUUACCUUUAUGGACAGAAUUUCUAGGCGCAGCCGUGGUGUGGAGUGUGUCGAGUUUGGUGGCAGGAGAAUCUCGUCUCUGCUUUUUGCGGAUGAUGUGGUCCUCCUGACUUCAUCCAGCUCUGACCUUCAGCUCUUGCUGGGUAGGUUCGCGGAGUGUGAAGCGGCUGGGAUGAGGAUCAGCACCUCCAAAUCUGAGACCAUGGUUCUCAACCGGAAAAGGGUGGCUUGCCAACUCCGGGUCGGGGGAGAGGUCCUACCUCAAGUGGAGGAGUUUUAAGUAUCCCGGGGUCUUGUUCACGAGUGAGGGUAGGAGGGAUCGGGAGAUCGACAGGCGGAUUGGUUCAGCAUCGGCAGUGAUGCGGACGCUGAGCUGAUCUGUUGUGGUGAAGAGGGAGCUGAGCCAGAAAGCCAGGCUCUCGAUUUACCGGUCGAUCUACGUCCCAGUCCUCACCUAUGGUCACGAGCUUUGGGUAAUGACCGAAAGAACGAGACUGCGGAUACAAGCGGCCGAAAUGAGUUUCCUCCGUAGGGUGGCCGGGCUCAGACUUAGGGGUGAGGAGCUCGGACAUUCGGGAGGGACUCGGAGUAGAACCGCUGCUCCUCCGGAUCGAAAGGAGCCAGUUGAGGUGGUUUGGGCAUCUGGUCAGGAUGCCUCCUGGACGCCUCCCCGGGGAGGUGUUUCGGGCAUGUCCUGCCGGCAGGAGGCCCCCGUGUCGGGUCGACCCAGGACACGUUGGAGAGGUUACAUCUCCAAUCUGGUCCGGGAACGCCUUGGGGUCCUGCCGGAGGAACUGGUGGAGAAGGCCGGGGAGAGGACGGUCUGGAGCUCCCUAGUUGGGAUGCUGCCCCCGCGAACCUGACCCGGAUAAGCGGAGGAAGAAAAAGGAAAGGCGACGAUGACUCCGGACUCAUGUUCUGCUGAUAUCUUUUGGCUGAACUAGUCUUUUUCUAUCUGUUGUGUUUGGUUUUGUAGGUCUGCUUGUGUUGUGUUUUUUCAUUGUUGCUAUUAUUUUUUCUGUUAUGCCUUUGAUGUAUGGAAGAGUUAUCACUGGUUUUUGUUGUUCUUUUCUUCCUGUUGUUGUUUUCCUUUGUUUAUUGCCCAUGCUGGGCAUCCACAGGUUUUUAAAGCAUUUUUAUGUGUUGGUCCUCUUGUUUACAGUCUCGUUCUUCUGUUAUUAUGUUUGCUUGGUGCGUGUUGGUUUCCUGUUUGUGUUCAUGUACAGGGUCCCAUAUUUUUGUCUGCUUACUUUCAUGUUCAUGAAAGUUAUGCUGCCUUCUAUUUCUUCCUCAUAAGUGUUAUGUUGCUUGUGUCGUUGAUAUUAUUCAGGUGUUCUGUCAGUGUCUUUGUUUUUCCUGUUGGUAUGAUCUCUAGUAUGUCAUCUGCGUAGCGUAAAGGGUGGCUGAUAAGGUGUUAACCAUGGCGAAGCCUUCCAGCUUGUAUAUGGUUCUGCCAUAUGUUGGUGUACCAAUGCUGUCUACUAUUGGUCUAAGCGGAGCAUUCUGUUUGUGUAAUUUUGGAGUUCCUUAAAUUCCAUUACAAAUGAUUGCUGCAGGAAUCAGGGGCCACUGGCUAAAUGCGGGUAAAUUGAUGAAGUGGCGGGCUUAUUGGCACAAUGCACACGCCACAGUGGCGGGUCUCAAAUAUGAAGAUAAAGCAGCGUUGUUUAUACAACCGACCUGACGGGUGCAGCAACGCGCCCGUGAUGCCAUUAGUCUGCCAUUCUCAUCAAAAGAGGAACUGAACAGCCAACUGUCAAUAAAAAGCACAAGAAGAAGAAAUUUGUUUUUCUGUUUUCAUCAUGGCGGAGCCUGGAAGUAAAAGGUAACGACGAGGUUCCUCUCACUUCAGUCUGGACACACGAUGAGGUUGCAUGAUGAGGUUGCACAAAAGCUUUGGCGCAUUAAUUCUGCAAUGGUCUGCAAAGUCAGUCAUGUCAUGGACCUCCUGUUGUUGCAUCACAUCUUUACGCUCCUGCUGCAGACUCAUCUCUAUCAGAUCGACAGGGUCAGAGCUGGGAACCAGCCUCCACCUCCACAGAUAUAAACGACUCUGUCAAGGACUUCACAUUAGUAACGUGUAGACUCUUGUUUGGCAGCAUGCGCUUUAGAAUACCAGUGACAGCUGAGAGUUGUUGUAGGAACUAAUGUGCAACAUUUAGGCUAAAUACACCAAGCACACGUUAUGAGAUAAUUCGGUCAUCAUUCCAGUUUGGAGGUGCCGUGUUGUUUGUAGUUUGAAGUUUGUGCCACUAGGUGGUAGUAAAAUCAAAACAGAAGCGUGACUUUAACCUGGAACAGAACUUUUCUACAUUUCAGCAACAUGUUGUCUUAUUUCUUAACUUGAAGGACAUGUUUUCUUGUGCUGUCUGACAUAAAUACUUAGACAAAUCAGCGCUUUGAAAAAUACACAUAAAGGUGCAUGAGGCCAAAUAAAACAUGCACAUGUGUGUAAACAUGUUCACACAAUGUUACUCACUUUUUAUUUGAUGAGUUAAUCAGAGUUCAAUCUCUUUCUUAAAUAAAAUUAUUUUAUUACCUGAAGCCCAGAGAUGUUUGGUAGUAAUUGUCUGUGGAACAUUUUAAUAUCUCACCUGUUGUAGAAAGCUCUUUGAAUGACCUCAGUUUGGAGAAAGAGCCUCGUUCUAACCCGUGUUGGUAACCCAUGACGAUGCGAUCAUGGCUCAUGCUAAAACCAUGCUGUUAUACUUUUUACACAGAACGGUGGAAAUCCUCGUACUAGUGGCUGGUUCU